AUGAUUCUUGCCCGACUAGCGCUAGGAAAACCGGUGCGUGCCCAAGUUUUCUCGGCCCGGAUGCCGUCUUUCUGGCUCGGAGCCCGCUUCAACUCCAACUUGCCUCAAAACGUUGAUCCGAAAAAGAACUUGCCUUCGCAAGGUGAGUGGAAACAUUUGAAACAGCAUAUCCCUGGAGAAGCUGCCCACACAAACACAAUGAAGGAUCGGGUGCCGAAGUUCCCGUUGGCCAAGGAAAAUGUUCCUACGCUCUUGCCUCGGCCGGGCGUGCCGCGGGUGGGCCCAAACUUGUCGUUUCGCCAGGUGAUUCAGAUUUUGAAGAACAAAAAGAAGCCCGAGCUUAUCUACGAGGCCGAGCCGCAUCGGCUCUACUUCUUGGCUUGUUUCUGCUGUGCCAUAGUCUUUGCCGUGUACGGGCUUGUUUUGUUGGAGUUUGCCUGGUACCAGGCCAAUAAGGACUAUGAAGAGAAUGAGGAAGAGUUGGCGGAGCCCCUCAAGAAAAGACAGUUUGCCAAGUCUUUGCUCACAUACUCGUCUUUGGGAGCGAUUGCUUUGUUUAUGGCCUACCAGAUCGGAACCUUCCCCACCCGUCUUAUCCGCAGAAUGUGGUAUCUUCCAGGUCCAGUAGAACACAUUCAGUUCACGUCCUACUCGUUGAUUCCUGGAAGACCCACGCCGGUGAUUACUGUUCCUUUGCAUGACUUGGCCAGAAAACACAAGGCCCGUGUUUGGACAGGAAAGGGUUUCUACGGCACUGCUGACAAGUCGCUUUUCUUCUUCGUGUUGAAAGAAGUCAGCAAGAAACGCACGUGGAUCGUCGACAGAAAAGGAUUUUUCUGGUCUGACGGCCGUGUGUUUGACUUGUUGUUUGGAAAAGAAACGAUCGCCGAGGCUGAGGCCGGUAUUCCGUACGAUGAGCAGAUUGGCAUUGUCAACCGAGAGGUGAGGAAAAAGAAGAAGGAGCUUCGGGCAAAACAUGGUGUGUUUUACCAAUGGAAGCUCGGGGCACAAGAGGCCCAAAAAGACUUGAAGUCUGCUACCAACUACGUGAAGUCUUUGAAGUCUUCAAAUCCAAAAGGUUUGCCCAAGGAUAAGUGA
Molecule: messenger RNA, 1098 nt
Organism: Clavispora lusitaniae ATCC 42720
Lineage: Eukaryota; Fungi; Ascomycota; Pichiomycetes; Serinales; Metschnikowiaceae
Source: RefSeq, a predicted model, not a curated record